This is a messenger RNA of Hippocampus comes (tiger tail seahorse), 1967 nucleotides long. RefSeq names its product ELOVL fatty acid elongase 5 (gene elovl5). Gene Ontology annotation, biological process: sphingolipid biosynthetic process; fatty acid elongation, monounsaturated fatty acid; very long-chain fatty acid biosynthetic process. Gene Ontology annotation, cellular component: endoplasmic reticulum membrane. The record is from RefSeq and is a predicted model, not a curated record. Gene Ontology annotation, molecular function: fatty acid elongase activity. The transcript has 8 exons. NCBI's taxonomy places the organism in Eukaryota, Metazoa, Chordata, Actinopteri, Syngnathiformes, Syngnathidae. Bases 200 to 1057 code for a protein of 285 amino acids.
ACCCCUCCCACUCUAUAUUAUCUCUAUUGAAUGUCUCCAGUUUGUGCUCCCCGCCGGCCCUCGAGCCACGGUUGAACACUUGAUUUUUCCUCUUUAAAAAAAAAGACAGAGAGCAAGAGAAAGCGAACGAGUGGGUCCACAGUCCGUGUCGCGUCCACUCUCGUGUCCGUCCGUGGGCGCUGUGACUUUUCUGGUGACCAUGGAGGCCUUGGAUCAACGACUCAACACCUUCUUGGAAUCAUGGUUGGGUCCCAGAGACCAGCGGGUGCGGGGUUGGCUGCUGCUCGACAACUACUCGCCGACUCUCGCCCUCACCCUUGUGUACCUGGUGGUGGUGUGGACGGGGCCCAAAUACAUGAGACACAGGCAGGCGUUGUCGUGCAAAGGCCUCCUCGUAGUCUACAACAUGAGCCUUAUGCUCCUGUCGCUCUGCAUCUUCUACCAGCUCGUCUCUGCUCUGUGGAACAGCAGCUAUGACUUGUACUGCCAGGACACAAACAGUGCACCGGAAGUGGAUAAUAAGGUCAUGAAUGCGCUGUGGUGGUACUACUUCUCCAAGUUCAUUGAGUUCAUGGACACCGUCUUCUUCAUUCUGCGAAAGAACAAUCACCAGCUCACCUUUCUUCACGUCUAUCACCACGUCAGCAUGCUCAACAUCUGGUGGUUUGUCCUCAACUGGCUCCCAUGUGGUCACUCCUACUUCGGGCCUACCCUCAACAGUUUCGUCCAUGUGGUCAUGUACUCGUACUACGGCCUGUCCGCCAUCCCCGCCGUGCGGCCGUACCUCUGGUGGAAAAAGUACAUCACGCAGCUCCAGCUGAUCCAGUUCUUCUUAACAGUGUUGCAGACCAUGGGUGCCAUCAUCUGGCCAUGUGGUGUGCCCAUCGGUUGGCUCUACUUCCAAAUCCUUUACAUGAUCACCCUUACCGUCUUCUUCUCCAACUUCUACAUUCAGACAUACAAGAAGGACAAGAGGGAGGAGCUAAAAAACAGCACUUCCCUGUCUACCAACGGACACUCGAAAAGGAACGCGGCGCUCAAAACAAAGAUGAACUGAGGCUGGAUGAACAUUGGCGACUCUCGGCCUUGCCCCUGUUGACACUGAUAGCUUGUCGGCCAAUGCUGCUAAGAGACAAAAAGUAAAGUCAAGUCGGCCAAGGUCUACAACCUUCCUUGUCUUUGCUUGUUGAAUUUAAACUGACCGACUCGGCAGACUUUCCAUGCAUACUGUGAGUGUGCUGUAAAUUUGAAGCACGCAGCGUUUCGGAGCGUCCUUGACAUGUAACCAGAGAGCGCUUCUUGCGUCCUGCCUGUGCUGUUGUGUAAUCUCUAAAUACUGUACUGGAUGUCCUUUGCAGAGCCCGGCCAGGACAGCGCAAGAUGCUUCUCGUCAAAUAGUUACACAGUAGACACACUGAUAUGAAACAUUAACCAAAUCCCCUAGCACUCAUUUUUAAUGCGUUAUUCAGCAAAAAGGGGGCUGUAUGUAUUUAAUUUAUUAUGGGCACAAUCACACUGCAUACACCACUUUGAUAGACUUUUUUUUUUUCAUAGAUGCGGUGCCUUCAUGGACCUGUUUAUUUGGUUGCUAAUGCUAACGUCACCACAGUGAUGCUGGUUCACUCUGUGCCUGACUUGACUGCUUGUGUUUUGACAUCAUCAGCAAUGGAGAGGAAUCAAUGACAUUAUUAAAGAAUUGUUUUCAGUAGACGUGGUGACGUUUAUUCCACUUUAUGCAGACGAAGUGCGCUUCUUUAUAAUGACAACACAAGCAGACAGACGCUCGUUUCAUCCCACACAGGAAGUCUCACCCACGACGAUGUCAUACUUGUCAUUAUAGAGUAGAAAAUCUGACUGAUGCAUUUCCUGUUAGUGCAGUGCAUUGGAGUAUAAAGAAGGGGAUGGGGGGGACGCACGCACAAUGCUCUGAUGUUUAAAUUGCGCAUUAUUCUGAAUAAACGUUCCUC